CUGACUUGGAACCUGCAGUUCGUGACCUCAUCCGAGAGUACCAUGACGUUUUCCCAUCGUCGUUCUCGUACGCCGGCAUCCCACUGAUGCGUGACGCCGAGCACUCCAUUCAGCUUGUGCCUGACUAUCGUGUUCACCACCAGGCACCCUACAGACUCUCGAUCCCCGAGGCCACCGAACUCAAGCGUCAGCUUGAGGAGCUCCUGAGACUGGGUUUCAUUAAACCCAACAACUCCCCGUGGGGUGCACCCGUCCUCUUUGCUUGCAAAGCGGACAGAACUUUCCGUCUCUGCAUCGACUAUCGCGGUCUCAACCGCUGCACGGUUAAGAACAACUAUCCCAUGCCUCGUUCCGAUGAGCUGUUCGACCGCCUAGCAGGCAACCGCUUCUUUACGAAGAUUGAUCUUCGUAGCGGUUACCAUCAGAUCCGUGUCGCUGCAGCCGACCAGCCGAAGACCGCGUUCCGAUCACAUGGCUUCUACGCCAAGCUGAGCAAGUGCCGCUUUGCCCGGCACAAUGUGGAUUUCUUAGGACACUACGUGUCUGACCAGGGUCUCCACAUGGACGACGCGAAGAUCACUACUAUUGCGGAGUGGCCCGCCCCCACAUCCGCCAAGCAGCUUCGCAGCUUCCUAGGCCUGACUAUCUACUAUAGUAACUUCAUCCGGGGAUACGCUAGGUAUUCCUACGUCCUUACCUCCACCCUCCUCCGGAAGAACCCACCCUGGGCUUGGACACCCCUCCACGAGGACGUCUUCCGCACCCUCAAGAAGGCGGUGACAUGCGCACCGGUUCUUAACCUACCCGAUUUUGAUCGCCCUUUUAUCCUUACCACCGAUGCGUCAGACUUUACUGUAGGAGCAGUGCUUUCUCAGGUUUUCCCCUCCUCUCCUGAUUCGUCUCAUCCUCGUAUCCCUCGCUUCCCACCACCUACCCCUACCACUGCUUCCCGACUGACGCCUACUCGUCCAGCUACUGAUGAGCCUCUUAUUGACUAUUCUCCUACCAUCGCCAAAGACGGCACUGUCGAGACUCGCUCAGGUGAUUGUCCGAUAGCCUUCUACUCCCGUCAGCUCCUGCCCGCCGAGAUAAACUACACUGCUGAUGAACGUGAGGUUCUCGCAGUAGUUUAUGCCGCUCGGCACUGGCGUCACUACCUGCACGGGGCACCAUUCACGGUGCGCACGGAUAACUCUGUUGUCCAGGCAUUUCUAACUAAGCCGAAGCUCACUCCUCGACAGGCUCGCUGGUGGCGCGACCUAUCCGAGUUUAGUUUCACCACUGAGCACAUCAAGGGUGAGACUAAUCGGGUCGCAGAUGCCCUAUCCCGGUGCCCUGACCACGACCAGGAGCACAUCCAGCUCUCUUCCAUCUCGGUCACCACCGUCCACCACUCGGUGAUCGACGAGUUUCGCACUCAGUACCGCCACUGCCCCGACUAUCGCGACAUCCACGCGACCCUUCGGAGUGGCAAGACCGUCCCGAACUACUCUCUCGGGGACAACGGUCUYAUGUACUGGCACGGUUCACAGGGCACCAGAGAGCCCCGUAUUUGCGUUCCCUCCACUGGACAGCUACGUGUCCGAGCAGUAGCAGAGUUCCAUGACCAGGCRGCYGCCGGUYAUAUGGGCUUCCACAAGACGUUGGCUCGUGUGASCCGCCURUAYGUYUGGCCGAAGCGCAAGGACUUUGUGAAGGACUACGUCGCCGAGUGUCCCACCUGUCAAGAGGUGAACAGUGCGAACCACCUGCCUUAUGGUUUGCUCCAGCCUCUUCCUAUCCCUGAGGGUCGUUGGCAGUCCAUCUCGAUGGACUUUAUCGGUCCUCUUCGUCCUCCGACCCCUUGCGAUCAUGAUGCUAUCCUGGUCGUCGUCGACCGCUUCACGAAGCGUGCACGCUUUGUUCCGUGCCGCUAUGCCAUCAGUGCACGUGAGGCCGCCGAAAUCGUGUUUGACCGAGUCGUGCGUGACCACGGCUUACCUCUGAGCAUCAUAUCUGACCGUGACCCGCGCUUUACCAGCCGAUUCUGGCGACGGCUCCUCGAGGUAUACGGCACUCAGCUCCACUUCUCCUCGUCUUACCAUCCUCAGACUGAUGGUCAGACCGAGAUCACGAACAGGACUCUCGGAGAUAUUCUUCGAAAGAUUGUUCGUGACGACCAGCAGUGGGAUCUUCAUCUUGCCCACGCGGAGAUAACCUACAACCACGCCAUCUCGCCAGCCACGGGGAUGUCGCCUUACUAUUCCGACCUCGGCUAUCACCCUCGUGUUCCCGUGGACUUUCUUCGCCCGUCACAGAUGCACCCCGACACGAGUUGUCCCGCGCUGGAUGAUUGGGUUGCACACAUGACAUCGAUCAUGAAUACCGCACAUGAGCACAUAGCCGCUUCCCAGACUCGCAUGGCAGCACGUGCGAACCGAUCGAGGAUGGACCAGCCAUUCAAAGUUGGUGAUGAUGUGCUUAUCGACGCCCGCCACUUACAGCUCGAAGCGAACAUGCUUCGCAAGUUCCGGCGUUGCUUCUUUGGCCCAUGCCGCAUCCUCCAGGCCGUCGGUUCUGAUACGGCAUCUAGCCCGGUCAACUUUCGUGUGAAGCUGCCCGACUACCUACGCCAGGUUCGUGUGCAUGAUGUCUACCACGUCUCGUUACUGUGUCCUUACCGCAGACCGUCUGAGCGUUUCGCUGGACGACCAUACGAGCGCCCUUCACCCCUCAUGGUGGACGGCCACGAGGAGUUCCUCGUUUCAGACAUCAUUGGUCGCUGAGUCACCGACGACAACCCUCCCCACGUUGAGUAUCUCGUACGUUGGA
Messenger RNA from Chara braunii, 2811 nucleotides. NCBI's taxonomy places the organism in Eukaryota, Viridiplantae, Streptophyta, Charophyceae, Charales, Characeae. The record is from the annotation of a GenBank genome assembly.